This is a messenger RNA of Neodiprion virginianus, 3320 nucleotides long. RefSeq lists its product as uncharacterized. The coding region runs from base 100 to 1212 and encodes 370 amino acids. The record is from RefSeq and is a predicted model, not a curated record. NCBI's taxonomy places the organism in Eukaryota, Metazoa, Arthropoda, Insecta, Hymenoptera, Diprionidae. The transcript has 4 exons.
UAGAGUUUCUCAGUCCAACGAGGUCUACCUGCAGGUGAAUCGAUUAUUUCGGGGAGAAGGCCAAGCCUUUCCUCGGUGAGCGACCGGGCAUAGUUAGCGAUGGAGAGUCGUUCGGACAGUAUUCGAGAGGCCUCCUCCAUUUCCUCGGCUCCCGUUCUUCGGGGCAACGCCACUUACCAGAACCUUAAGAGAAAUUCUGGAGGGAGUGUCGAACUCUCGGGCUCGCAGGCCGAUGAGAAGCAUAGUCCGUCCCGGGUACCCAGAAAGUUCAUUACGAAUUGGAGGCAGGCCUGUGAUCGAACCAAAGACAGAACAAAGGAGCUGUUGAAGAGGUGGCGAACGAUACCAGGCCAGGAAGAUGGUGUCAACGAGCCCCCUGCCAAGGAAAUCGACCAUCCCGGAUGGAGUGUUCACGUGUGGACGACCUGGGUGAGCAGGUUUCCAAGUGACGAGAGCUUGGCAACGAAUGAGAUGCCGACGAAAGAUGUUGGCGCGAUUCAGAGGUUAGCACCGGUUCAGCGUGACAAGCUUGCCCAUUUUUUUACAUAUCUUCUGGACCAUAGGAGGACCGGAAGCGUCUCGAAGAGGGACUUCGAACUUCUGUCCGAGCGGCUGAGGAGGUUUGCGGACUGGUCCAAAAAUAGUCCUGAAUAUCUACGGCUGAUGGAGAUCGAGCAGGGGCUGAUAGAGUCUAUAAUAAGCCGAGACCUCGCAGCGAGUGAGGAUGAUAAGCAGGUGGACCUUGAGGACUGGUUGAAUUGGUGGGCUCAGAAAGUCGCCCCUCCAGGAGGGAGGAGUUUCAGCGAUCUCCCUCUGUGGGUUAAGGCCUUGCCGCGCGUCUUCUUCCUAGCCAUAAACACUUCGGCAACGGGGAGAAUCACCAAGGAUGAAAUUGCCGCAUUCUACAGCUUCGUCGUCGGGUUCGAUUCCGAUCGGAUUAAGUCUUGCAUCGAUGUCGCCUACAGUUCGAUGACCUCGAAUGGAGACCAUCCGCUGGGCUGGACGCAGUACCAGCUGGUUUUCGCCAACUUUCUAUUCGGCCGGGGGCCCUUCGGCCCCGGAGAGCAUCUCCUGGGCAUGACGGAGAGCUGCGUUCUACGUGCCGAAUCGAUCUCCUUUCCAAUCGAUUACUCGGCCAUGAACACCCCCGUGGACAAAAUGGAAGUUUACAGUCCUCACUGCAAGACAAAUCGACGGAGCGUGAUUGUAUAGAACGAAGUCUCUCGUCGAUAUAUAGUCACAAUUUUUCAUCGCUUUACAAAAUACUCAAAACGAGAUUAUACAGGUAGAUUCUGAUAUGUAGAUUUCUUCCGAAGAUUAGCUUGCAUUUAUUGACCAUGGGAAAAUUAAUGUUGAUCAUUGUUCAAAGUUGACGAUAUUUUCUCGUUACGCUACUCGUUAUCUCAGUAUAGGUUCUACUUCCUGGCGUGUGGAAUUCGUGAGUUAGCCAUCCAUAUGUCAAAUUGUUCUGAAUCACUUUAAUUACAGUAAAAGUUUUCGACGAUCGAUAGCAAGAACCUUGAUUUCGUAUCGUAUUGGAUAUUUGUUGAACUUUACUAUGCAUAACUCUUAUUUUACGGCUAUGCGACAGACGUGUCUGCAGCCUGUAACGAAUAAAGUGCCUUUAUGAAAAUUGUCAUUGCUUCACGGAUAUUGCCAGACGUUUAUAGUUAGCAAGAGAUGAUUCUGGCCGUGCCUUCCUUUGAGCGCGAACAGAGGCUUGCAGUAACGAGCGAGAUUGUGAGGAAAUGCUGAUACUAUACUAAUAUCAUCCUGAAACGUCGAUUAAUUUUAAAAAAUAAUGUAUGGGUACUUUUACAGGUCCAUGAAGACAAGUUGAUGAAUGAAUAAAUAUUAAGAAAACUCAUAAAUUGUUUGCAAAAAGAGUUAAAUCAGAUUGUUUUCUAUGUGGCCCAUGUUUGAUUUCAUUUAAUGGAUUUAAUUUAUCGCGAGGAAAUAUUGCAUUCUAUAACUUACCACUUUUCUAUACAAUACACAUGAUUACCUCGUAACGCUUUGUUUUCACAUUGAUUUCAUCCUUGCAGACUUGGUAUUUCAGCUCUACGUAAUAUCUGGCGAAAAAGAGGUCGAAUAUAUUUCGCAAACAAGGGGGGUAAAUUGAAGUCAUGAACCAAACGGAAAUCGGUAACGAUCCGCGAUGGAUCUGUACGCGGUUUCCUCGAACGAGAGUGACAAGCGCGAAGAAACUCCCUUUCGUAUCUGUAGCUUUGAAGUCGAAUUCAAGAGUCGUUUAUUCCGCAGUAAUAAUUUUUUUACUGGCUUAACGCGCAAUUUGUCAGUGCGAUAACCUUAAGUCGACACCAGUAAUUUUGUACCUAUCAGGUUUGUGCUGUUUGUGCUUGAAGGGAAAAGUUUUCACCUUCAAGAAUAACGAUAUAUCUACACAAUACUAUAGUUGAUUUCACUGAAACCCUUAGAGGGAAAACGCACUGUAUUUUUAAAUUCAUAAUUCGGGAUGCGACUAAAGAGCAGAAUGGGUAUCGGUGUAGAAUUUAUCGUCUCGAUCUAACUUAAAUUUUAAAAGAUCUUUUCUUUAGAAAAUGCUAAACUCGUACAUAGCACCUGUAGCGCAAUAAAGAAUUGGAAGGUAUGAGAUAAGAGAUACGUGCAUAUAAAACAGGACAUGGAAAGAUCAAGAGGCGAGUGAAGUAAUUUAUUACACGUAUUUAUUUAGUAAUAAGCUUUACAGUGGUAUUAUUCAUGCUUAUUUGCCGGAUUGCAAUAACAAUGAUGCGAUAAUAUACAGCUCAGCAGUUAUAAACCUAUUCAUCCAUUCUCCGUAUCGGAUCUUUUAAAGUCUCGUUCAGUUUUGACCAUUCGCGGUUUAACAAUUAAUUUUCACUAAUGCAAUAUGGAUUCCUAAUUGUUGUUGAAAAAUUCACGGCGCUGAGCUUUGAGCCGACACUCCUCGGGAACAAUUUGCGAACAAUUAGAAGCUGUGGUCUUGCUCACUCGUUGGACUUUACUUAACACCUUACUAUACUAUGUACAAUACGAUUUGACAAACAUACCGCUGAGAAAUUCAUUUCAAAACCUGGUCGAAUAUUCAUGUACAUCGAAAACUUGUUGAAGUGAAGGAUCAGUAUGAUAUCAGAUGGUGUAACAGUCAACGAUUCGGUUAACCAGGCAUAAUACACCUUAUAUAACUCGAUCAAUUUCAUUUUUCUUCUUGCCCGUUCAACGCUCCAGAGUUCCCUCGUUAUAGCUAGCAAAUUAACACGAGCUUAAAAUUGUGUAGAUAUAAGCAGUACGAAACUCUGUACCAACAUAUAUCUUUAUGUAUUCGUAUCAAAAUCAUU